Molecule: messenger RNA, 1849 nt
Organism: Erinaceus europaeus (western European hedgehog)
Lineage: Eukaryota; Metazoa; Chordata; Mammalia; Eulipotyphla; Erinaceidae
Exons: 9
Coding region: 304-1545 (413 amino acids)
Molecular function (GO): GTPase activator activity
Source: RefSeq, a predicted model, not a curated record
AUUUCUCUCUCCCUUUGUCUAUUUGCUUUUUUUCUUCCUAGCAGCUCUGAGCGGCCUAGCUGCUUCCUCUCUCCCUCACGUCUAAGAUGGCAAGGCCCAGUGUCCUCACUUCAAACUGCUCCCAUCUCCAUCAGUCCCCAAGCAACCUCAUCUCUCACACGGGCUUUCUAUAACCCAGGGACUCCUGACUGGAAGUCUGGGUUUCUCUUUGGGGGAUUAAAAUAAAUGACUAGCCUGUCGUGUCACUGAGGAUGUUAAGCAUGCAAACCUGCUGUCUACUUGAGCCCUGAGUGGCUGUGUUUGAUGUGUUCCAGAGGGUCUUCUGAGGACACAGCUGCUUCUGAAGGUGAGGAUGCUUGGGAGGGACCCUAUGGCAGGCUGCUGCUGGCCACCACAGCCACGGUCAAAAGGGGCCGCAGGAGGCAGGCGCGACAGCUGCACCUAUAUGCCAACGUCUUGCUCAUCUCUAGCUCAAAGUUUGAAAGCAACUUCACCAUCAAGCACUCGGUGCCCCUGCGUAGCCUGUGGGUGUCUGCCUACUUGGAGAGGUCCAGGAGAGCCACCAGCAGAGACCGGAGGUCACUGGUUCUAGGCUGGCCCAGGAACAGCUUCGUGGUCACUUUCUCGUCUGUUCAGCAAAAGCAGGAGUGGCAUUCCUGUCUGGAGAGCUGCAUGGUUCUUGCUAACGACAGGGACCAGCCUGGAAUGACUCCCCAGGACACCCUUCCUGUACAGAGGGAGGAUGGGGCAUGCGAGCCCUUCCACCUGGAGCAGAUGACUUCAGAGACCUCAAGGCAGCUGGUCCCUAAUCCCAGGCAGCAAGGAAGGAGCCAGCAGGGGAGAGGUGUCCUUGCUGAUGGGAGAGGCUCCAGGAUGGGAUUCCGGGGCAACACCAGGAACUCCCAGCCCCUGGGAACCCUGUUGGAUGAGCACUCCUUCUCCAUCAUGUAUCAGCAAGAAGCCACCUGGCAGCAGUCCCUGUUCAUGCAGAUGCGCGUGGCUCCGGUCAUACUGCGGGGCCCAUCCACGCUGGCCCUGGGUGCAGCUCAGUGCCCCCCAUCUGUGCGGGUCCGUAGGGACCGGGGAGCCUGCAGUAGACCACAGGAUAGCAGCAGCACGGUCCUGCGUUGUUCCAGUUACAGCAUCUUCACUGGAGUGACUGGCCCCAUAAUAUGUGUUCUUGCACAGCAUGAGAUGUGUCUGACUUCUAAGGAUAAUGAGACCCCAGACACAGUGAUGGGGCACCAACAAGACUGUGGACAGGAAAUGGGUGAGCUGCCAACCACUGAGCUGCUGUCCCAGAGACCACAAGACUCCACUUCUGUCUUCAUCAUCACAGAGCCCUAUGAUCUGGAGCAGACCUCUGAGGAGACCCCAGGUGCUGAGAUGAGUCAUCACCUGUUCAUUUGCUUGUUCAGAAACUUGUCUCUUGUUGGUCACCACCACAUCCACAUCAACCUCCGUUCUCAUUUGCUUGUACAGACACAUUAUGAUGUGAAGGCGUGUGUUUUCAGACACAAUGGGAAUAAUAUUGUCAUCUGUUAGUUAAGAUUUGGCUCAAGAGACAUUGUCAUCAGGAUACUAGGAUGCUUUCGAGGAAGAAGGCACUACAGAAGUACAUAGGGGACAUGAACAAGGAGUACCAGACUCUGGAUCAGUGCUUGCAGCAUCCUUCUGUGCAUGAAGGGGACUGGAGGUCUGUGAAGUGGAGGCAUGCCCAGUUGACACUACUGGUAGCCAUCUUCCAGGAAAUCCAAGAGGCUGAGUGAGCCAUAGAGGAGCUAGCCUCGAUGUGUGCAGGUAAAUGAAAUGUGUUGGUUUUCUAAACUGAACAGCUUUGCUGGAUUCA